AGUCAGUAGUAACGACGAACUUACUCAUCUACCAACCUUUCCUUGCGUCUCCUUUCUUCACAGUCUUCCAUCCUUAUCUUCAUUCACUUACUGCGCUGGGGAAACAUUUCACAAACCAACAUGUCAACAUGUCAACAUUUCAUUGAUAAUAGAAUAACCAAGAUAGUGACAACUCCAGGAUUUAGUAGUCCCGCUCUGAGAUUUAACAUGCCAUUAAACCUGUUGGUGUCUUUCGACUUGCGUACUACAGCACAGAGUAGGUAGCAUCGUCCAGGAUAUUCUUGAUUAUCAACUCUCGAUAAAGUUCCAACUGUCUCUUUUAGUGCCGGGAGAAUGUGCCAGGAAAGUGAGAAAUAUGCGGUGGAGGUGAAGGAAGGGUACGCGGACAGUGGGGAUGGGAAUUGGGUAGAUCUGGAAUACAGCGAAUGUCGACGGAGAAUUGUGUCUCGAAGUGCGUGGAACACAACCGGCUGGAACACAAGACGGCAUGAGUCUUUAUUUAUAGAUUGGAGAUGAGACUUGAAGGUAGUAAAUCCUAAGAUGGGAAGUUUUAAUGUGAUAUGUGAUAUGUGAUAUGUGAUAUGUGAUAUAACCUUACAGAGUAUAUGUGUGAUUAUGAAUAAAUUGUAGAUGAUUGAUGCAAUGAAGUUUCCUCAUACAUGACGAGCUCAGGUUG
Sclerotinia trifoliorum is the source of this 676-nucleotide messenger RNA. Lineage: Eukaryota; Fungi; Ascomycota; Leotiomycetes; Helotiales; Sclerotiniaceae. The record is from the annotation of a GenBank genome assembly.